UGGGCGAAGUUUUAAAUACCUAACGGUUAAGAUUUUAUUACUUGUUUUAAAAUACUAUUUUAAAAUUUUACAUAUAAAGAAGAUUGGAACGCUAGAAGUAUUUUAACCUGUAGCAUAAUAUUUACUUUUUAACCACUUUAUGAUACUAAGACUUCUACAUUACAAUAAAUUUUCAUUUUAAUAAAUACUUACCCAUAAAAUAAUGGAAGAUUUCGAUAUAUUCACUGAUGAAAUAAACUAUACUCAACCUCUUUUUAAAAAUAUACUAAAUCAAUAUGUUAAGGAUAUACCAAAAACUCCUAGUAGUUCCAAUUAUCAAAGUGCCCAUAAAUUAUGUGCAGAAGAAUGCUUAGCUGAUUGUAAGGAGAAUGAAUGUGCCUUCCAUUUGAGUGAAUCAGUUGAUGCAGGAGUAAGGAUAUUGGCUGUAUAUAGGGAAGAACAGUGUAAAAUAGAGGCUGACAAACUGCAAAAAAUUAAAUGUUACAUUCAGCCAGUCAAAGAUAUAGUGGAAAAUACUAGAGUCUCCCAAGAAGAUGAAGAAAUUCUUGAUUUAUUAUGUGAUGAUGAUGAAAUAACAAAGAUUUUGGAUGAUAUAGACUUGAAUGAUGACCAGCCUUAUCACAUGAAAUAUAUGAGGUUUGGACCCCACAACAAUGUGGACAAUUUUCUCAAAAUUAUAGAAGAAAUGCCUAAAGAGUGGACUAUUGUUCAGUUGACUGCUCCAUACAAUCCCAAUGAAAAUUUUAAAUCGAUGAAUGAUUACAGAAAUGAAGUCAAUUCUAUAUUUCUUUCUGUCUUCACAAAUGAUUAUUUGGGUUCCGAAGGACCUAUCACUGUUACUAUGCCGGCUAACAUUGUUAAAGAAGGAGAAAAGCCCUUGUUUACAGAAUUAUUCUCGCUGUUGGAUGAUAACUAUAAGACAAUUGAUAAUGCACAAUACCUGAAUAACAAGAGACUUAUUAAGAACUACUGGAGCCGACGAGAGGAGAUUGACCUGAGGAUAAAGAGUGUUAUAAAUGUUAUGGAUAAAGAAUGGCUUGGUGGUUGGAGCAGUCUCCUCACUGGGAAAUUAAUGGAUUCAAGUGUACGAGAUAAUUUGAAAGCAUAUAUCGACUCUGCCUUCAUUGAUUGGGGAUUUCUAAAAUUAAAUAAAAAACAAAAGAUACUCAUUUAUAAUUUGAUGGAGAGUGCAGCAGUGCUGCCAAUGCAACAAGUCAAAUCUUGUAUAAGGAAAAUUCUUACUGAAUAUGGCAACAUCGAGGAAAUAAGAACUAUCAGGAGUACAAUCAAAUGUGACAAAUGUUCUGCCGAUUUUAGAUUUACGCAGAAUUUGUGUCUAAAGUGUCUGUCUAAGUGUUUUGAAGAAAUACAUAAGUUUACUUUAGCGGAUGGUAUUCGCGCAUUUUCCCAAGUGGCAACACACAUCAAAGAUGGCGAGAAGUGGUCUGCAUUAAAGAGGACGAAAAGACAACCGGUUAUUUUAAUAGUUGAUGAGCGACUGGAUACGUUCCCGUGGGAGAGUUUGCCGAUCCUGACCCAGCAACCGGUGUCUCGCAUAGAGAACAUACACUUCCUGUACGCGCUGUUCAAGACAUACCAACCUAACAUCCGCGAGGGAUACUACUCCGCCAGUGCUGACGUCGGCAGAUAUGUCAUCAAUCCGGAGCGUGACCUGGACCGCAUGCAACACCGCAUGGAGUCGUUUAUCAAGUACUGGUGCUCCCAGUGGAGCGGCCACUGCGGGGAGCCUCCCAGCCCGCAAACUCUCGCAGAGUAUCUGGCGCAGGCUGACAUCUUCCUGUACUGCGGCCACGGCGACGGGUGUCAGUCGUCGAGUGCCAACACGAGUGGGCACGCCGUGUGUCUGUUGUCCGGCUGCGGGUCAGCGCGGCUGGUGCAGCGACACCCGCGUGCGCCGCCCGCCGCCGCGCAUCAGUACUUACAUGUCGCCGCGCAUCCAAUCGUGGUGGGCAUGCUGUGGGAGGUGACAGACCUGGAGGUGGACAAACUGGUGAGCACCCUGCUGUCGUUGUACGUACCGUCCACGGCGCAGGUGGACUGGAAGAGUGUGGGCAAGGCGAAGUGGAGUCAGGGGAUACUUGAUGUGGACGUAGAACAAAAGGGUCAGCGGUCCCAGGAGCCGGAUUUGCUCCGCGCCAUUUGCAAAUCGAGAACAGCCACCAACUUCCUGAUGAUCGCAACCAGUAUUGUGGCGAGGGGAAUCCCCGUGCGCAUCACUAGCGACUCGUGACAAGUGAUCACUUUCUUGUACAUACUAGAUAGAUACAAAUUAAGUUCGGUACAUUUAGCAGAUAUUAAAAUGAAUAAGAUUUCUUGAUGGCAA
This is a messenger RNA of Leptidea sinapis, 2344 nucleotides long. RefSeq lists its product as uncharacterized. Bases 203 to 2251 code for a protein of 682 amino acids. Gene Ontology annotation, biological process: proteolysis; meiotic chromosome separation. Gene Ontology annotation, cellular component: nucleus; mitotic spindle; centrosome. The transcript is spliced from 13 exons. Lineage: Eukaryota; Metazoa; Arthropoda; Insecta; Lepidoptera; Pieridae. Gene Ontology annotation, molecular function: cysteine-type endopeptidase activity. The record is from RefSeq and is a predicted model, not a curated record.